GCUAGUGAUCCAACCCAGCCAAAAAUUUCCCAAUACCAUCCACACGGCUUUACCUACAACUAUGAGAGGGAUAGGGAUGAACUAGGGAAAAUGAUAGUACACGCCGAACAACCUUUUCUUUUCUCGGAAAGUGACUGAUAAGUGCAUAAUAUACUAUAUUUUUAGUCCCCAAUAUUAGUCCAAUGGCCGUUUUAUAUUUGUUAUUUUAUGAUUUUAUUUACUUUUAUUAUUUUAGAGUUUAUUUUAUUCUUUAUUUUAUUUUAUAGCUAUUUUUAUAAUAAUUGGUACUUAAUAUCAAGUUGUGUGUUUUGAUAGGAAAGCGAGAAGAAAAAGGAGUAGGAUUGACAAAUACAAAUAAUUAAAAGAAGCCCAUUUGUUUUACUACUCCAAGUACCACCACGUGCCAUCAUCUAAAAGAAAGGAAAAAAUGAGAUAAGAAGAAAAGAAGAAAAGGGUGCGUGAAAACCAAAGCUCAGAAUCCCACCUCUCAACUCCAUGUUUAUCUUCAUCAAGCUCAAAAUCUUUCUUCAACACACCCGAAAUUCAAGGAAGUGAUGAAUUCUUAUCCUAUUUCAAAAUUUUAUCCUCCCGAACCCAAAAAUCGAUGGAUGUUUUUGGGUAUAAAAAAAACCCAAUUAUUCAUACGGAGGACACACAACUUAGCCAAUAAUUAUACAAAGAGUACGAGAGUUCGAGUGAUUCCGUAAUUGGGCAAUUGGUGAAGAGAAGAUAGCCAUUGGAGGGCAGCUUAGUCUCGAAUCCAAGGUAGAACAAGAACGAAGGUGAAUCGCGGGGUCGAAGCCGGGUUUUUUCGGGUGUUCUUCAGAGUGUAUGUACGCGUACGAUAAAGAAGCUAGACUUCAGCGCAUUAAAGCAUACGUAGCUUCCUAAACGAGGCUGAACCAUAGAAGCUGCUUCACAUUUUCAGUGCUGAACCAGAACUUGAAAUAUAAGAUCCAUUACCGAUUGAAUACAAGAACAUGGCAGAACGAACACUGAAGGAAUUGGGAGCACCGAGAACAGGAGAAGACCCUCUGUGCAUUGUCUUUCCAGAGCUAGAGAAUCCUCUAAAGCCGAAUUCAGGUUUCCUUAAUCUUCUCCCUAAAUUCUAUGGGAACGCAGGUGAGAAUCCUUAUAGACACUUAAAAGAAUUUAAGGUUGUAUGUUCUUCCAUGAAUCCAGAAGGCAUAGAACAAGAACAUAUUAGAUUGCAUGCUUUUCCUUUUUCUUUGCAAGAUCCUGCCAAAGAGUGGCUAUAUGAGCAACUUUCACCUAGUUCUAUUAAUUCUUGGGCAAAAAUGGAAAAAGUUUUUCUUGAAAGAUUCUUUCCUGCGAGUCGUAUUGGUUCUAUUAGGAAGGAAAUUUGUGGAAUUAGACAAAAUAAUAACGAAUCUUUAUAUGAGUAUUGGCAACGUUUUAACAGAUUUUGUUCAUCUUGUCCCCAACACCAAAUAAGUGAGCAAUUGUUAAUUCAAUAUUUUUAUGAGGGGUUGUUACCUAAUGAGAGAGGUAUGAUAGAUGCAUCAAGUGGGGGGGCAUUAGUAGAUAAAACUCCAACGAAAGCUAGAAAGUUAAUUUCUAAUAUGGCUCAAAAUACUCAACAAUUUGGCAGUAGAAAUGAUGUUAAAAGAGUUAAUGAUGUGGACUUAAGUGGAAUUAAAAAUCAAUUACAAGAAAAUGCUCAACAAAUUGCUGCUUUAACCACCUUAGUGUCUAAAAUUGUUCCUGGUAAUGAGUCUACAGCUAGAGUAUGUGGUGUUUGUUCUGAUUUUUCUCAUGCUACUGAUGAAUGUCCUACUUUACUAAGUGAAGAUGUUAAUGCCUUAGGAGGUUUUCUUGGUCAAUCUCAAAGGAAAUAUGACCCUUUUUCUAAUACUUAUAAUGAAGGUUGGAAAGAUCACCCUAACCUUAGGUAUGGACCUAGACCACCAUUUUCUCAUUCUAAUCAAACUAGGCCAUUUGUUCAACAAAAUUCACAACAACAAUCUGGUUCAUCAUUAGAGGAUUUAGUGAAACAAUUGACUACCCAAAUUGGACAAGUUCAUAGUCAAGGUGUUCAAUAUCAAAAGAACUGUAUAGAUACUCAAAUAGGUCAAAUUAGCACUUCCCUUAGUAAUUUGGAAUCUCAGCUUUCGAAUAGGCUCCCUUCUCAAACACUUGCCAAUCCAAAUGAACAUGCUAAAGUUGUAACACUUAGAAGCGGUAAAGAGUUAAAGGAACCUAAAAUAAAGAAUAGAGAAAUAGAGAAAGAGGUAGAAGUCAGACCUAAGGAUGAUGUAGCUAGUGAGAGUAAGGAAAAACAUGAUACAGAAAGUGAGAAAGAACUGGAAAAGAAGGGUAAUUUUGAUGUGAAUUAUGAUGUUUCUCGUUUUAAAGAUAAUCCCCCUUUUCCUUCCCGAUUUGCUAAAGCUAAGAAGGAGGCCCUUGACAAUGAAAUACUUGAAACAUUUAGGAAGGUUGAAGUGAAUAUCCCUCUUCUUGAUGCUAUUAAACAGAUACCUAAGUAUGCUAAGUUUCUAAAAGAACUUUGUACUAACAAAAGGAACUUCAAGCCUCGUGAAAAGGUAAGAAUGGGUGAGAACAUAUCUGCUGUAAUUCAAAAGAAACUUCCUCCAAAAUGCAAAGAUCCUGGCAUGUUUUCUAUCCCAUGUAAAAUUGGUAACACUAAAUUUGAAAGAUGCAUGUUAGACUUAGGUGCUUCAAUUAAUGUCAUGCCUAAAUCUGUAUAUGAUACUUUGAAUGUGGGUCCUUUGUCUAAAACUAAUGUUGUUAUCCAAUUAGCUGAUAGAUCUAAUGCAUUUCCCAUGGGAGUUUUGGAAGAUGUACUUGUUCAAGUGAAUGAACUAGUUUUUCCUGCUGAUUUUUAUGUGCUUGAUAUGGGUGAUAGAUCUGAUAGUGUUCCUUUAUUGUUGGGUCGUCCUUUUCUAAAGACUUCCAAAACUAAAAUUGAUGUUCAUGAAGGUAAUUUGACAAUGGAAUUUGAUGGCGAAAUGAUUAAAUUCAACAUAUUUGAUGCUAUGAAAUACCCUAAUGAUAUCAGUAAUGUUAGUUCUAUAGAUUCAUUUGAUGCAUGUGACUGGAUGGCUCAGGAUGUUUUUGAUGAGUGGUGUAAAAAUCUGUUUGAAAAUGGUGUGUUUGGUGAUUUUAAGGAAACAAAAAUGGUUGAUUCUUUUGUAGUUUCAUCUGAUGUGAUUGAACCUGAUGCUUGUGAUGGAUGUGAAAAAUCUUUACCUUCUAUUGUGCCUAAAUUGAUCCCUUCUACUGUUAAGCCACCUGAAUUAGAAUUGAAGCCCCUUCCUUCUAAUUUGAAGUAUGCUUAUUUGGGUGAUAAUGAGACUCUACAUGUGAUCAUUUCAAGUUCUUUAAAUGAAUCUCAAGAGACUAAGUUAUUGAAUUUGCUUAAAAAUCACAAGGAAGCCUUAGGAUGGACUUUAGCUGACAUAAAAGGCAUUAGUCCCGCCAUGUGCAUGCAUAAAAUUUUUCUUGAAAAAGAUGCUAAACCAACUAGAGAGGCUCAACGUAGAUUAAAUCCUUCAAUGAUGGAAGUAGUUAAAAAGGAAAUUCUAAAAUGGUUAGAUGCAGGAGUGAUAUAUCCUAUUUCCGAUUCUCAAUGGGUAAGUCCUAUACAUGUGGUACCUAAAAAGAGUGGAAUAACAGUUGUCGAAAAUAAUAAAGGAGAAUUUUUCCCCACUAGAGUUUCUAAUGGAUGGAGAGUUUGUAUUGACUAUAGGAAGCUUAAUCAAGCUACUAGAAAAGACCAUUUUCCUCUGCCAUUUAUUGAUCAGAUGUUAGAAAAACUUGCUGGACAAUCUUUCUUCUGUUUUCUGGAUGGUUAUUCAGGUUACACACAAGUACCCAUUGCCCCUGAAGAUCAAGAUAAAACCACUUUUACCUGUCCUUUUGGUACAUUUGCUUUUAGAAGAAUGCCUUUUGGUUUAUGUAAUGCUCCAGGAACUUUUCAGAGAUGUAUGAUGAGCAUAUUUUCUGAUUUAAUCGAACAUGAUAUGGAAGUUUUUAUGGAUGACUUUACUGUUUUUGGUGAUUCAUUUGAUAGAUGUCUUCAUGCUUUAACUCGUGUUCUGAAGAGAUGUGUUGAAACUAAUCUUGUUUUGAAUUUUGAAAAGUGUCAUUUCUUGGUAGAACAAGGCGUGGUUCUUGGUCAUAUUGUAAGCGCUAAAGGUUUAGAGGUAGGCAAAACUAAAAUUGAGGUGAUAAGUUCUCUGCCUUAUCCUAAAUGUGUUCGCGAAGUUAGAUCAUUUUUAGGACAUGCUGGUUUUUAUAGGCGUUUUAUAAAGAAUUUUUCAAAAAUUGCUUCACCUUUAUGUGCUUUGCUUGCUAAAGAUGCUGUUUUUGACUUCAAUGAUGAAUGUAAGAAAGCUUUUGAUGAUUUAAAAGCCAAGCUGACAAGUGCUCCUGUUAUUAGACCCCCUGAUUGGUCGUUACCUUUUGAAAUAAUGUGCGAUGCUAGUGAUAAAACCAUAGGAGCUGUUUUAGGCCAAAAGAAGGGUAAAGAUUCUUAUGUGAUACAUUAUGCUUCUAAAUCACUUGACCCUGCCCAAACACUGUGACUGAAAAAGAAAUGUAUGCUGUGAUAUUUGCUUUGGAAAAGUUUAGAACUUAUUUACUUGGUACUCAUGUGAUUGUUUAUUCUGAUCAUGCGGCUCUAAAAUACUUGAUAAAGAAGAGUCAUUUAACACCUAAGUUACUUAGGUGGAUGCUUCAAUUACAAGAGUUUGAUCUAGAAAUUAGGGAUAAAAAAGGUUUUGAAAAUCAAGUUGCUGACCAUUUGAGUAGGAUUGUCCCUAGAGAAGAUUGGCCUAUGAUAAGUGAUUUUUUCCCCGAUGAACAAUUGCUUUCUUUAUAUCAUGUUGAAACUCCUUGGUAUGCCGAUAUGGUUAAUUACUUAGUAACUAGGACGUUUCCCCCUUUUCUAACUAAGGCUCAAAGAGAAAAGAUAAAGUCGGAAUCUAAAUACUACAUAAUGAUCCUUAUUUGUGGAAAUCUUGCUCUGACCAAGUAAUUAGACGGUGUGUAGAUAAACCUGAACAUGAUUCUAUACUAACAUUUUGCCAUAGUCUUGAAAGUGGAGGACACUUUGGUCCUCAAAGGACUGCUCAUAAAGUCUUAGAAUGUGGUUUGUAUUGGCCUACUAUUUACAAGGAUGCUUAUUUAUUUUGUAAGGCUUGUGAACGCUGCCAGAAAUCUGGAAAUCUGUCUAAAAGAAAUGAAAUGCCCCAAUCUGGAAUUUUAAUUUGUGAAAUAUUUGCUGUGUGGGGCAUUGAUUUUAUGGGUCCCUUUCCCGUUUCUUUUGGUAAUGUUUAUAUCAUUCUUGCUGUUGAUUAUGUGUCUAAAUGGGUAGAGGGGAAAGCUGUAAUAACCGAUGAUGCUAAAACGGUUGUUAAGUUUGUUAAGAGUCAUAUAUUUAAUAGAUUUGGCAUGCCUAAGGCCAUCAUUAGUGACAGAGGAACCCACUUUUGCAAUAAAACAUUUGGUGCCCUUCUGGAAAAAUACCACGUGACUCACAGAGUAGCCACUGCAUACCACCCCCAAACAAGUGGACAGGUUGAAUUGUCGAAUAAGGAGAUAAAGGGUAUUUUGGAAAAAAUGGUUAACCCAAGUAGAAAGGAUUGGAGCCUUCGUUUAGGUGAUGCCUUAUGGGCAUAUAGAACUGCAUAUAAAACUCCUUUAGGAAUGUCUCCAUUUAGACUUGUAUUUGGAAAAGCGUGUCACUUACCUGUGGAAAUUGAGCAUAAGUCUUAUUGGGCAGUGAAGCAAUGUAAUUUAGACUAUGAUCUUGCUGGGAAAGAAAGGAAAUUACAGUUACUUGAGUUGGAAGAAUUGAGGUUAGAGGCAUAUGAAAAUGCCAAAAUCUAUAAAGACAAGACCAAAGCCUACCAUGAUAAAAAUAUAGAUAGAAAAUCAUUUCAGGUUGGCCAGAAAGUCCUUUUAUUUAAUGCUCGAUUGAAAUUAUUUCCAGGAAAAUUACAAACUAGAUGGCUUGGCCCCUUUGUUGUUACUACUGCUUUUCCUCAUGGUGCAAUAGAAAUCAAAGAUUUCAAUACUAACAAAAUUUUCAAGGUUAAUGGCCACAGGUUAAAACCAUUCUAUGAUCAAGCUUAUGUGACCAUGAUUGAAGACAUUUUAUUUAAACAAGCAUGAAAAGAGAAAUGUCGAGCCAACGACGUAAACCAAAGGCGCUGAUUGGGAGGCAACCCAAGAUUAAUUAUUUCUUUCCUUACAGUUUUAUUUAUUUAUUUAUUUUACUCAUUUUAUUUUAUUUUUCAGCAUUCACUCCCUACAUAUUUACGCUAAAUUGUGCUUAUAACUGAGUUGCAAUUGCUGCACUAAUUCACUCCUGUCUCACAGAAUAUUUUAGUUACAAUAGUAUAUAUUUUAACAACUGAAAUUCACUAUACACUGAGUUUUGCUAGUCGGUUUGCAAGAGCUUAGCUAGUUUAGUUGUGGCUUAGAAUAUCUCAUUUGGUGUCAAUGUUCUGUCCAGAAUUGCAACCUUUCUUAUCAUCACAGUCUUAUUAUAAAGUGCACUGACAUUCUGCCUUAAUUAUGCCUUUCCAGGAAUUUGCUUCUUCUUGUGUUGUGUACCAGAUUCACAAAAUGGUAGAUUCCUGCUACAACUUUGGACAUAUUCAUAAAUCUUCGAUACUUUAAAAUCUGUUGCUCAAUGAAUAGAGCAGAAGCACAACAAUAAAGAAAAUAAAGGCAGACCAACCCGAGUCAUCAAAACAGAGAACAAAACCAGCUAAGUUUCUUCUCCUUUUUCUUCAUUUCUUUUUCAUCGAGGACAAUGAAAAGUUUAAGUGGGGGGGCCACUGUUGUUUUCUAUAUUUUGGAUGUUGGGAUGUUAGUUUGGGUUACAAUUUUAGCAACAAAAAGUUGUUUGCCUAUGACCAUUUUUAGGGGAGAUGCUGCCGAUUUUUUUUUAGAUAUUGGAAAUUUUGAGCUAAUAGAAGUAAAAUACAAAAAAGAAAAAAAAAAGUGUUUUUAUUCUCCGGUAUUCUUGAUAACCUAUCCUUUAAGCUUUUGUCAUUUCCCUCUGAAAAUGCAACUAAUUCAUGUUUUGAAAAUGAUUUAGGCAUUUAAAACAGUUUCUACGCCACAUCAACCAAAAAGCCUAUCCCUGUUAUUUUCCAUGAAUAAAUCACAAAUGUACCUCUACUUACACAUCAAAUGGUUAACCUUUUUGAAAUUAGUAGAGCAUAUUAAAGUGUGAUGUAAAAAUGGUUGUUGAUAUUCAGUGGUGAUACAUACAGUACUAUAAAGUGAAAGUUUCAAUAUAAGGCUCUGCGUACCAAUGAUUGGGUAUAUGUGUUAAUCAAUUCAAAUAUAGUGAAUUACAAAAAAAAAAAAAAAAAAAAAAAAAAAAAAAAAAAAAAAAAUAUUCAAACCCAGUUAUGUACGUGUGAUGUUUCUAUCUCUUGCUUGUGUAGUUUGAGUAAGUAGAUCGUUAGGGGAAUCUUAAAGCCUAGUGCCUUGGACCAACUGGACCGGGAGCCACUGGUCGAACACUCGUUACAUGGACUACUCAACAGAGAUUGAACAUUAAGAGUCAUGAAACUUACAAAAAAAAAAA
Molecule: messenger RNA, 7591 nt
Organism: Chenopodium quinoa (quinoa)
Lineage: Eukaryota; Viridiplantae; Streptophyta; Magnoliopsida; Caryophyllales; Amaranthaceae
Exons: 2
Coding region: 981-4568 (1195 amino acids)
Source: RefSeq, a predicted model, not a curated record